Molecule: messenger RNA, 909 nt
Organism: Colletotrichum acutatum
Lineage: Eukaryota; Fungi; Ascomycota; Sordariomycetes; Glomerellales; Glomerellaceae
Product: methyltransferase OMS1
Exons: 2
Molecular function (GO): methyltransferase activity
Source: RefSeq, a predicted model, not a curated record
AUUAGCCUCUUGGCAUCCUCGUCCUAUUCUUCGACCUACCACGAGAACCCAGAGCCAGCGCCAGAUGCAGUUCCGACAGGGCGGCCUAACGUCUUCACCAAGGAUUCUGCUAAGAAAUUUGACCAAAGUCUCGAGGGCUCAGAAUGGCUGAUGGGUAUCACUUCUCUGCGGAAAAGGCUUGCUGCGGAGGCUUUCGGACAUGUGCUUGAAGUUGCCAUGGGCACUGGCCGUAACCUUCCCUUUUACGACUGGAGUUAUGUUAUCAGCUCUCCGAAGCCAGCAACCCAGGCACUUGCAGCACCAGAGGCUGACGCACAACCAUCCAAGCCCGACGCAGCACCGAUGAUCUCCUAUACGGGAAUCGACAUUUCUGAUAAAAUGCUCGGCGUUGCUGUCGAAAAGCUCGCAGAAACUGUGCCAGAGCUGGCUGAUGUUGACCCAAGAACUGAAAAGCAGACGGCUGAGUGGAAUGAUAUUUCCUACCUUGCAGGAAGACUACGAAUGUUCCGGUCGGAUAUUCACGAAUAUAUUCCUUCGCCCCCUCGGCAAUCUUGUCCGCAAGCUCGAUACGACUUUAUCUGUUCGACAUUUUCACUCUGCAGUGUCCGCGACCCGGAACAAAUGGUUCGGGAUUUGGCCAGCAAAGUAAAGCCGAACACAGGCAAGAUCGUCCUAGUUGAGCACGGUAGAGGAUGGUGGGGAUUUGUCAAUGGGCUACUUGAUAAGUCCGCAGCUUCUCAUUUCCAGAAAUAUGGAUGCUGGUGGAAUCGAGACAUCGCUGAGAUUGUCGAGAACGCCGCACAGUCUACACCGGGACUCCAAGUCACAAAGGUAGAUCGCCCGUACUUUACACAGCUCGGGACGACCUUGUGGAUUGAGUUAAGAGUUUCGGAUUCGGGUGUGUCUUAG